AUGCCGAUGAUUGAUCUCAACGAAGAGGAAGGCGGCGAGGGCUGCGAGCGAGAAGAGGUGAAAGUGGCAAGGAAGAAGGAGCUGAAGAAGAAGGCGAUCUGGGACAGACCCAGAUGCCCAAGUUCACGACCUUCUGGUCCUAGAACACUGUGGCUAAAGUUUACGUUGCAUGAGUUCUUGGGUAAUGAGUAUUGCCAUAAGCUAUCUGUUGACGCGGAAAAAUAG
This is a messenger RNA of Prunus armeniaca (apricot), 225 nucleotides long. NCBI's taxonomy places the organism in Eukaryota, Viridiplantae, Streptophyta, Magnoliopsida, Rosales, Rosaceae. The record is from the annotation of a GenBank genome assembly.